Messenger RNA from Dioscorea cayenensis subsp. rotundata (Guinea yam), 400 nucleotides. Its product is annotated as cysteine proteinase inhibitor 1-like. The record is from RefSeq and is a predicted model, not a curated record. Gene Ontology annotation, molecular function: cysteine-type endopeptidase inhibitor activity. The transcript has a single exon. Lineage: Eukaryota; Viridiplantae; Streptophyta; Magnoliopsida; Dioscoreales; Dioscoreaceae. Bases 32 to 385 code for a protein of 117 amino acids.
AUUCCUAUCAACCACUCCACCACCACAAACCAUGGGAACUGGUAACCACCACACCCUUCUCCUCCUCUUCCUCCUGACAACCAUCUCUGUUCUCAUACAUGGCUGUGUAGGUAUUACUGGUGGAUGGAGCCCAAUCAAGGACGUUAAGGAUCCACACAUCCAGGAACUCGGUAAGUACGCUGUCACAGAGCACAACAAAGAGGCCAAAGCGUCUCUGGAGUUUCAACAGGUGGUUUCUGGAGAAUCCCAGGUGGUAGCUGGCAUGAAUUACAAGCUUAUCAUCUCUGCUAAGGAUUCCUCUCAACUGUCUAACUAUCAAGCUGUUGUUUGGGAGAAGUCUUGGCUCAAUUUCAGGCAGCUCACUUCCUUUGAGCCUGUCAAGUAGUUUCCCCUUCUUUUU